AUGGAUAAAUCCCGCCAGGAGAUUGCAUCGCCGGCUUACAUGCCCCCUUUUCCACCAGCCUCUUCCUUGGUUCCUCAGGAUGACCUAGUCCUCCCUGCAGCCUUCAACGACAUAUCUCCCUUGGCAAGGGAGCUGCAGCCGCUGAGAUAUGAGGCUAGAGAUGAGGUGCAUAGAUUUCUCUGCGCCUUUCUCGAUCUCUCUCGAUUCAAUGCCAUACGCAGGAUGUUAUGGCUCAUCGCCGUCCAUGGAGCUCCCCGAUCACUAUACUACCAGAAGUUCCUACGCCGUGAAAUCGUAAUCGCAGAGGAACUGGAUCUUCAUCUCGUUUGGGCCAAGUCGAGAAUAUUCAUCAAGCCACUGCCGGACUUUCUCCUCAACUACGAAUUCUGGGAGAAUAACAUAUCGUCUGACCCUCAGUUGCACCGAGCAGCCUGUGGGCUUCUGUACUCUUACUGUGGCCUUGUUCGCUUUGGUCAUGACUUGCGGGUGGCUCAGGAAUCUCGUCUGAUCAAUGAGAACUUGGACUACCGAGCUUGGUCGGAUUUUGCCCGUACAAUACUGCCAAAUCUCAACCCCAAGGACUCCAAAAUCAUGGACAAGCGAUUCCAAUACGGGGAGUUGCGCUUGAAUCGGCUCGAUACAAUUUAUCGAUAUUCGCCUUACAAGUUUUCCAUAUCCAGCAUCCUUCAAGGUUUCCCCCAUGCUUUGACUGAGAGCUAUGUGCCAUACAUGGACCAGUACAAUAACGCGGUGUCAGCGUUUGGCAUCAUCUCCAGAUCCCGAUCUUCAGCAAGCAGCAUAUGGGUUCAGUAUAUUCGCGAUGAUUUUAUGCGCCGCCCUUACUGGGUUGUUUAUUGUAUUACCCUUAAUUUCGUCACUGGCAACGGUCUAUGGCUCUUUUGCAAUGUGGAGACAACUCGAGAAAAGGAAUGA
Fusarium verticillioides 7600 is the source of this 933-nucleotide messenger RNA. RefSeq lists its product as hypothetical. NCBI's taxonomy places the organism in Eukaryota, Fungi, Ascomycota, Sordariomycetes, Hypocreales, Nectriaceae. The record is from RefSeq and is a predicted model, not a curated record. The transcript is spliced from 2 exons. Bases 1 to 933 code for a protein of 310 amino acids.